AUGGUUGCCAUUGAAGGGCAGCCUAGACUGACGUCUCCUCCCAGCCCAGAACUGAGAGAGGGAUGCGGGGGAACCAGAGGUUGGUUGAUCAGCAGCUUCCAAUCGCAGACGGAGUUCAAGCUAACGCCUACUACGGGAUGUCGCAUCGUAGAAGUGCCAACUAGGGCGCCCGGUCGUCAACAAGAACAGAACCGCCGCUAUGUCCGUGCCAGUUCUGAGUCGGCUGUUAGUCGCCCGCCGAAACGGUCGGUCCGCGCGAGGAGCACGGUCCGCCGCGCAGCUGAGGCAUUCCACGGGAAGGCCCCGACGCUGGUCCGGGCCGAACCGAACCGAGUCGCCCCGGUCAGUCUCGCCCAGUCCCGGUGCAGUGCCACACCCGCUUCGGACCCCAGCCCGACGGGCCCAGUCCUCAGAGCCAAUCCUUGUCCCGAAGUUACGGAUCGAACUUGCCGACUUCCCUUACCUACAUUGUUCUAUCGACUAGAGGCUGUUCACCUUGGAGACCUGCUGCGGAUAUGGGUACGGACCGGCACGAAAAUCACACUCUCUCCCUCGGAUUUGCAAGGGCCGACAGAGGCGCACCGGACACCGCAAGAGCCGCGGUGCUUUUACGGGAACAGCGUCCCUAUCUCCGGACGAGCCGAUUCCAGGGACACGAACCCUUACAAAGAAAAGACAACUCUUCCCCGGGUCCUCCGUCGACGUCUCCGAGUUCGGUUGCGUUACCGCACUUGA
Molecule: messenger RNA, 735 nt
Organism: Argiope bruennichi
Lineage: Eukaryota; Metazoa; Arthropoda; Arachnida; Araneae; Araneidae
Exons: 3
Coding region: 1-735 (244 amino acids)
Source: RefSeq, a predicted model, not a curated record